Molecule: messenger RNA, 4534 nt
Organism: Daucus carota subsp. sativus
Lineage: Eukaryota; Viridiplantae; Streptophyta; Magnoliopsida; Apiales; Apiaceae
Product: pleiotropic drug resistance protein 3
Exons: 25
Coding region: 77-4417 (1446 amino acids)
Cellular component (GO): membrane
Molecular function (GO): ABC-type transporter activity; ATP binding; ATP hydrolysis activity
Source: RefSeq, a predicted model, not a curated record
UCACUUCUACACAUUACUUCUUGCUCCAUUUCAUUAGAUCAUCACAUAUAUUUCCUCAAAAACAAUCAUCUAUAUAAUGUCCGAAGUCAUCAGGACUUUGUCGUACCUUGGGAUGGAAACUGGAGCAAUGCAUGACUCGAGCUUUAUCAGAGAAGGAGAUGAUGAAUGUGAAUUGCAAUUAGCAGCAACAGAGAGACUACCUGCAUACAGACAAACUUCAAUAUCACUCUUUGAUGAAGAAAACCUUGUAAAUACCUCGACAGUGAAUCAGGAAACUAGCAAGAUGACAAAUCUUGAUGUCCCAAAGCUUGGAGUUCCAGAAAGACGCGCACUUAUAGACAAACUACUAGAGAAAAUCGAGGAAGACAAUCAUAAAUUGUUACUUAAACAGAGAAGAAGACUUGAAAGAGUGGGGCUUGAAUUUCCUCAAGUGGAAGUCAGGUAUCAAAAUUUAUGCAUAGAAGCGGAAUGUGAGGUUGUUCAUGGGAAACCACUGCCAACUUUGUGGAGCAGCCUAAAAAGGGUUAUCGCGGCUGCUACAGAUGUUAUAUGGCGGAAUUCUCAUGUGUACAAGAUCAAAAUCCUUAAAGAAGUAGAUGGGAUCAUUAGGCCUUCAAGGAUGACACUGCUGCUCGGCCAUCCUGGAUGUGGGAAAUCCACAUUGUUGUUAGCACUGGCUGGGAAACUAGACCCGAAUCUAAAGGUCACUGGAACCGUCACAUACAACGGUUACAACCUCAAUGAAUUUCUUCCUCAGAAUACAUCAGCUUAUAUAAGCCAACAUGACCGACACACUUCUGAGAUGACAGUAAGAGAAACCCUUGAUUUUUCAGCACGCUGUCAAGGGAUUGGUAGCAGAGCAGAUAUUUAUGAAAAAGUCUGCAGAAGAGAGAAACAAGCUGGGAUUAUUUCUGAACCUGAAAUUGACAGCUAUAUGAAAGCAUUAGCUACUGAAGGGCUAAAAGAAACUCUACAGACUGACUAUAUUUUAAAGAUACUCGGACUGGAUGCCUGUGCUGAUACAGUGGUGGGAGAUGCAAUGAGAAGAGGAAUAUCAGGUGGUCAAAAGAAAAGAUUGACAACGGGGGAAAUGCUGAUCGGUCCUGCCAAAGUUCUUCUUAUGGAUGAAAUAUCAAAUGGUUUAGAUAGUUCAACCACUUUUCAGAUAGUUACUUGCCUUCAGCAGCUGACUCACAUUACAGGAUACACCACAUUGGUAUCCCUACUUCAGCCAGAUCCAGAGACUUUUGGUCUCUUUGACGACAUUAUCCUGAUGGCUGAAGGUAUGACUUUAUACCAUGGGCCAAAAGAAUAUGUAUUGGAAUUCUUUGAGAGCUGUGGCUUCAGGUGUCCACAAAGAAAAGGGAUUGCAGACUUCCUACAAGAAGUCGUCUCAACAAAGGAUCAAGGACAAUAUUGGGACAAUAUGGAUGAACCUUACAAUUAUAUCUCUGCUCAAGACUUUAAAAGAAAAUUCAGAGAUUUCUAUGUAGGGAAGAAUCUGUAUAAUGAAUUUUCUCAUCCAACUGAUAAAAUUGAAAUCCAGAAAAGCCCUUUGUCCUUCAACACUGGCUCUGUCAAAAACCUGGAGCUGUUUAAAGCUUGCAUGGCAAGAGAAUGGCUUCUUAUGAAGCGUAAUUCAUUUGUUCAUGUAUUUAAAUCUGUACAGCUAGUUGUCACUGCAAUUAUAACAAUGACUGUUUUCAUUCGUACACGGACAACCCUUGAUGACAUCCAUGCAAAUUUUUACAUGUCAUCGCUAUUUUAUGCCCUCGUGAGGCUAGUGACCAAUGGUGUCUCAGAGGUGUCCAUGACUUAUUCGCGCCUUCCUGUCUUCUACAAACAACGCGAUUUCUACUUCUACCCUGCAUGGACUUAUGCUAUUCCAGCUUUAAUUCUGAAGAUUCCAUUCUCAUUCCUAGAUGCUUUUCUUUGGACAGUCCUCACCUACUUUGCCAUAGGUUACACUCCUGAACCUGAAAGGUUUCUUUGCCAACUUCUCCUCCUUUUUGUUCUACAUCAAGUAUCGAUAUCUUCAUUUCGUUUGCUAGCUACCAUGUUGCGGAAUCCAGCUUUUGCUGUGUCCUGCAGCCUUUUCUCCAUGCUAGUGAUGUUUCUAUUCUGCGGCUUUAUAAUUCCACAAUCCUCUUUGCCUGCAUGGCUAAAAUGGGGAUUCUGGCUUUCUCCUAUAACAUAUGCUGAAAUCAGUAUUUCAACAAAUGAAUUUCUUGCUCCACGAUGGAAAAAGGUCUUCUCUGCAAAUGUUACGAUAGGGCAAGCAGUUCUCACACAGCAUGGCCUCAACUAUGGUGCAAAGUUCUACUGGAUAUCCAUAGGAGCACUAGUAGGAUUUUGGAUAGUUUUGAACAUUGGAUUCACCUUCGCAUUAACUUGGCUAAGAUCUCCAGGAAGAUCUCGCACUGUUAUAUCUCAAGAAAGCAUAUCCAAACAGAAAAAAGGCUGCAACAUGAGAACAUUGUCUCAGAAAAACAUGUGGACUCAUGUGAGUUGUUCGCAAGCUCCUGAGGAAGUAAAACAACGAGGGAUGGUGUUGCCUUUUGAGCCUGUGACAAUAACAUUCCAGAAUGUGCAGUAUUAUGUCAAUAUGCCAACGCAAAUGAAAGAGCAUGGUUCUGAACAGAAAAGGUUACAACUUCUUCAAGAUAUUACAGGAUCAUUCAGACCUGGAGUUCUGACGGCUCUGAUGGGUGUUACUGGAGCAGGGAAAACAACACUCUUAGACGUUCUCUCAGGACGUAAAACUAGUGGUGACAUUGAAGGAGAAAUUAAAAUUGGAGGCUACCCAAAGGUUCAGGAUACAUAUGCUCAAAUAUCUGGUUACUGUGAGCAAACUGAUAUGCAUUCUCCAAUGGUCACUGUAAAAGAAUCAUUGGCCUUUUCAGCUCGGUUACGUUUGUCUUCUCAGCUUAGUGAAAGUAAUAAAAAUGAGUUUUUAGAAGAAGUUCUUCACAUGAUUGAACUUGACGAUAUAAAGGAUGCAUUAGUUGGCUUUCCUGGUGUAAAUGGUAUCUCAUAUGAGCAGCGAAAACGGUUAACUAUUGCAGUAGAGCUUGUUUCAAAUCCAUCAAUAAUAUUCAUGGAUGAACCAACUUCUGGUCUAGAUGCUAGAGCAGCUGCAAUUGUUAUGCGAGUAGUUAGAAAUAUUGCUAAUGCUGGAAGGACAAUUGUGUGCACUAUACAUCAGCCAAGCAUCAACAUAUUUGAGGCAUUUGAUGAGCUACUUCUAAUGAAGAGAGGUGGAGAAAUAAUAUAUUCUGGAACAUUGGGUCUUCAUUCGAGUGAUCUCAUUGAGUAUUUUGAGGGGAUUCCUGGAGUAGCAAAAUUACAAGAGAAUUAUAAUCCAGCAACCUGGAUGCUAGAGAUUACAAGUGCAUCUACAGAGGUUCAGCUUGGUCUUGAUUUUGGUCAUAUUUACAAAAGGUCUCAUCUAUAUGGGAAAACUGUGGAACUAGUUAAAGAACUGAGCUCUCCAGUCAAAGGCUUAGGACAAAUAAAGAAUUCUACUUGCCUUUCACAAAAUGAAUGGGAACAAUUCAAAGCAUGUCUUUGGAAACAGCAUUUGUCAUACUGGAGGAGUCCAAAAUACAAUUUGGUGCGGCUAACAUUCAUUACCAUGGUGUCUUUGCUGCUAGGAGGACUUCUUUGGCAGAAAGGAACCGAUAUCAACGACGAACAGGACUUGCUGAACAUACUAGGAACCAUAUACAUAUUUGUACUGUUCUUGGGAAUAGCCAACUGCUCAUCAGUUCAGUCAUUCAUAGCCACGGAAAGAGCUGUUGUGUGGAGAGAAAGAUUUGCUGGAAUGUACUCCUCUUUGGCUCAUUCACUUGCACAGAUGGUGAUUGAAAUUCCAUAUCUAUUUCUACAAGCAUUUAUAUUUGUGAUAAUCACAUAUCCAGCAAUAGGCUUCUACUGGUCUGUCAGUAAAGUAUUAUGGUAUUUUCACACGACAUUUUGCACCGUACUCUAUUUCACGUACCUUGGAAUGCUUCUCUUCGCCAUCACUCCAUCUCUGCAAGUGGCUUCUAUAAUGGCAACCUUCAGCUACACCAUACUGAGUCUCUUCUCCGGAUUCUUGAUACCUGGACCGCAAAUGCCGAAAUGGUGGGAGUGGUGUUAUUGGUUAUGCCCUUCAGCCUGGUCCUUGAGAGGCAUUCUGACAUCGCAAUACGGAGAUAUAAACAAGGAGAUCCUGGUAUUCGGAGAAAAGAAGGCAAAGACAUUAUUAUUAAUGAGAUGGGAGAAAAUCCGAAAUAAAAACGGAUUUUUUGGGUUCAGUUGUUUCCACAAGCAAUCAGAAAACCAUUUAAGUAAAAAUUCCAUGUUCAGUUGUUUCUCUGAAGCAGAUAUCAGCUGGAAAAAACUUGUAUGCGGUGAAGGUGGAUCGAACACCUGACCUCCAGAUCUUCAGUCUGGCGCUCUCCCAACUGAGCUAUCCCCGCUUGAUGUUUACAUUUUGUUUUACUGAAUACCUAACAUAAAUCCACAUGAUUACAAUCUGUGUCAAUAUUUC